UGCCGUGCUGCGCGCUCGGUGUCACCAGGGGUGUGGACGCGCAGAAGGGGUGGAUCACGUGUUCCUGCGUUUUCUUGAUUUUUUUUUUUUUUGUCAGGAACCUCUUGAUCCAUAAAGGGAUCGCUUUUACCUGUUGUGAGCUCAGGUCGACCUGGUUGCCAGACUCGUUUCAGCCUUUUCCCGUCUGUCUAGCUGAGCACCGAAGGAUCCCUCUGAUUGGCUGCGGAGGGAAACGAGCGCUCUCAGCCCACCCACCGUUGAUUAUAGGGACUCUUCCUCGCAAUCUCAGUUUGCUUCCUUGCAUUGAGUCUGGGACCUGGCCCCGGGGCUGAACGGCACAUACAGAGCACACAUCAUGGCAGCUACCCACAGCGAAUACAGAGGCUACCUGCGGAGCACCGUCGACAUGGAGACAGGGCCGCACCGCUUCCACCCGGUGCAGAGCUCGGAGCCCACAUACCGGCCACUCCUGUUCGGGACCCUCGCUGUUAUGGGAUUGCUUCAGGUGGCUUCCAGCGUUGCGAUCUUAUUACACCUGACAGGUUAUCUGCAGGAGGUAGAUUUGUCCACAGCCCCACAUCGGCCAAUUGAGGAAGUACAGACGGAGCCAGUGCUGAACGCUCUGAGAGACCCCAGGAAAUCUGGUAGACGGUGCAAAACUCAGAAAGACAGCCUGCCGUCAGCUCAUCUACAAAUCAAAACACCUCAAGAGUUCUCAAAGAAUGGUGAGCCGAAGGCCAUCACCAUCGACUGGGACGAUGUGCAUGAUUUCCGCCACAAAAUGGGCUACGAGAAGGGAAAGCUGCUGGUGGAGGAGUCAGGCUUCUACUACGUUUAUGCCAAGACCUGCUUCCGCUACUACGAGUUGGUACGAGAGGACAGCAGUCAGGUCAGGGGCCAACCAGUGGAUGUUAGCAACACCCAGCUGUUCCAGUAUGUCCUACAUGAGAGCAGCAAUAAGAGGAGCAAGGCGUUCCAGCUGAUGAAGACAGGCAGCACCAUGCGCUGGAACAAUGCGAGUUAUAAUAUGUACUGUGCUCAGCAGGGCCGAGGGGUUCGACUGGAGCAGGGAGACGCCUUGUUUGUGAAUGUGUCUAAUGCUUGGAUGCUGGACCUGGCGGGAGAAGGGACGUAUUUUGGGGCCAUAAAGUUGGGUAACUGAGAUUUAAACACGUGGGGAGCGGACAUGCUACUGAACAUUUCAUAUGCCAAAGAACCACUGUUAGUGAUUUGUAAUGUUAAUUUUGUCUAAAAAGUGUGUGUGUUUUUUUUAUAUACAUGUGUUGUUCUUUUAUGUUGCUCUUUGCCAAAUAGCCUUGGAGUCCUUUUGUUUAGAAAAGGUAAUUAAAAAGGUCAUGUUCUUUGAAAAACUUGUCAAAAAAAAAAACAAAACAAAACAAAAAAAACAACAACCACAAAAAAAACAAAAAAACGAGACACAGCCGUCAACUUCAUCCAAAAAAUAGCACUGGACUUUCUUCUUCUUCUUCUUUUUUUUUUUUCUUUUACUUAUAUUUCAGUUCAGCUGAGACUUAAGCGUAGACAUGUGUUCAUGCACUAAUUACACAAAUCACAAGGGAGCAACCAAGGAAGUAACUUUGUUGGCAAGAAGUGCACUGAGAAAGGAUUUAUCAGUGUCGAUUGGUGGAAUUUAAAAACAAAGAACAUUGUAGCUGAUAGAACAUCUGCUUGUACUCUGGACUCAGACGCAGAUUAUCUCAGAAUAAAAAGAACAGAACUCCCCGGUCCGCCUCUGACCCACAGCAGUGAAUGCACACAUGUUUUCCAGAAAAGUUCUGUGAGUGUGAACAAAGCAAGCAAUGAGGCAUCCUCACUCUAAGUAACUCAACAGUAUCAUUCGAAAGAGGCGGUUAGAUGGAGACUUAUUCAUCCCUCAAUGUCUCUAAGGGACCACUGAAACCAAAUACCAUGAAAAAUUCACUUAGACUCUGACAUUGUUUUUUCAAGCAACAAAACCAGUUGAAAAAGGUCACGUGUGUGCUCCACAAGCUCAUGUUAUCCAGUUUUCUGCCUUGACAAAAAUCUAAUGAGGUGCCUGCUUCACUGAUUACACGACAAUGUCAUUUUAAACAAUGUCAUUUUUAGGAGGAAAUGACAUUUGUUUGUUAAGUUAAUGUCAAUCAACAAGCAAUGCGGAUAGCUGGACUGUCUGACCAUAAAUGACAUGAAUAGACUUCUUUAACUAGAGGAACCAAAUUGAGUUUGGUUCAUCUUUAACUUAAAUUUUUGUUUUUCAUUUGGCUCUUCAGUGAGGUAAAUGGGAAUAUGCACUAAAUAUUUAUUUAUUAGCUAUAGAAGUACAGAGACAGGUCAUUGUUUAAGUGACCUUUCAGCUGUAAAAAUCAUUUAUAUUUUAUGUCUGUGUGACAGUCAUUAUGCAGCACUUAGAGAAUAUAGUAGUCACGCUUUUUGUUAUUAAAACACAGGGGCUUCAUUUUAAAUACCAUAUUUAUGUAUCAUGAUUUUGACAAUUCUGUGUGCACUUGCUUAGCCAAAAGCAAUAUGGAUAUAUUGUUUCUUCUUCAAGAUUGUAGCAUACCUGUAAGAGCUUCAUCUGAUUUGUUAGUUUUUUUUUUUUUUCCAUUCAGUGUUCUUUUUAUUUAUGUUUGUGUAUGUUUUAAUAAAAAAAAUACUUUUGUAA
This is a messenger RNA of Acanthopagrus latus (yellowfin seabream), 2662 nucleotides long. RefSeq names its product TNF superfamily member 11 (gene tnfsf11). Gene Ontology annotation, biological process: immune response. Bases 356 to 1162 code for a protein of 268 amino acids. The transcript is spliced from 4 exons. Gene Ontology annotation, cellular component: membrane. The record is from RefSeq and is a predicted model, not a curated record. Gene Ontology annotation, molecular function: tumor necrosis factor receptor binding. NCBI's taxonomy places the organism in Eukaryota, Metazoa, Chordata, Actinopteri, Spariformes, Sparidae.